This is a messenger RNA of Tachysurus vachellii, 1057 nucleotides long. RefSeq names its product ribonuclease inhibitor-like. The transcript is spliced from 4 exons. Gene Ontology annotation, molecular function: protein binding. Lineage: Eukaryota; Metazoa; Chordata; Actinopteri; Siluriformes; Bagridae. The record is from RefSeq and is a predicted model, not a curated record. Bases 85 to 894 code for a protein of 269 amino acids.
UUAUACACAUUUCUGUAUUUUAUAUCAAAAAAGAGAAAUGUGUUAGUGAAGCAAGAUCUUAAAAGUUUCAUCAGAAAUCCAAACAUGUCUGAUCUCCUCAGGAGUUCAGUGGACAAGGCCUUACAGAGUGAGAAUGGACACCUGGACCUGUUCCUCCGCUUCCUUCUGGGUCUCUCACUGGAGACCAAUCAGACUCUCCUACGAGACUUAAUGCCACAGACAGGAAGCAGAUCUCACAGCAAACAGGAAACAGUGAAAUACAUCAAGGAGAUGAUCAGGGAGAAUCCAUCUCCAGAGAAAUCCAUCAAUCUGUUCCACUGUCUGAAUGAACUGAAUGAUCAUUCUCUAGUGCAGGAAGUACAAACUUACCUGAACAGAGGAGGUGACAGUCGUCUCAGUGACACCAGACUCUCUCCUGCUCAGUGGUCAGCUCUGGUGUUUGUGUUACUGACCUCAGAACAGGAGCUGGAUGCGUUUAAUUUGAGUAAAUAUGAUGAAUCAGAUGAAGGUCUUCUGAAGCUGCUGCCAGUGGUCAAAGCCUCCAGAGAAGCUGUUCUGUUUCAGUGUAAUCUGACAGAGGAAAGCUGUAGAGUUCUGUCCUCAGUUCUCAGCUCAAACUCCACCAGUCUGAGAGAACUGGACCUGGGUAACAAUAAACUGCUGCAGGAUUCAGGAGUGGAGCUGCUCUCUGAUGGACUGAAGAAUCCAUACUGUACACUGGAGAAACUGAGGAUGUGUGACUGUAGUAUUACAGAUGAAGGUUGUGCUGCUCUGGCUUCAGCUCUGAGGACAAACUCCUCAUCACACCUGAGAGAACUGAAUUUGUACGAUAAUAAUCCAGGAGAAUCAGGAGUGAAGCUGCUCUCUGAUCUACUUGAAGGAUCCACACUGUAAACUGGAGACACUAUACAUUAAUGAUAAGAUACUCACCAGGUCUGGUGUAUGACAGGAGUCUCUCCUCAGACCUUUUUUCCAGGAUAAAUCAGUUAUGGAGGCGAAGCGUUAGAACACGUCCCACAUUUCCAGCAGUUUGGGAGCUGAAUCAUUCAUAUUCAGA